Messenger RNA from Carlito syrichta (Philippine tarsier), 1818 nucleotides. Its product is annotated as zinc finger protein 347-like. The transcript is spliced from 4 exons. Bases 1 to 1818 code for a protein of 605 amino acids. The record is from RefSeq and is a predicted model, not a curated record. Lineage: Eukaryota; Metazoa; Chordata; Mammalia; Primates; Tarsiidae. Gene Ontology annotation, biological process: regulation of DNA-templated transcription.
AUGGUGUGUGAGGAAGAAGUCUGUAAGAGGCAAGAAAAGGCGUCAGAGAUGGCUCUUUCUCAGAGGCCUUUGACAUUCAGGGAUGUGGCCAUAGAAUUCUCUCAGGAGGAGUGGACAUGCCUGGACCCUGCCCAGAAAGCUUUGUACAGGGAUGUGAUGUUGGAGAAUUAUAGGAACCUGGUUUCCCUGGGAAUCUCUCUUUCUGGCAUGCCUGUUACCUCCAUGUUGGAGCAAGAAAGAGAGCCCUGGACUGUGGAGAGUGAAGUGAGAAUAGCAAAAAAUCCAGAUGGCUGGGAACGUAUCAGAGGUGUGAACAGAGGUAUCUCUCCUAUAUGUAUGGUAAAGGAAUUUCCACCAAAAAAGAAGAGUAAUGUGAUAGAAAUAUCCCAAACAGUAAUGUUGAAAGGCCAUGACAUUGAAGAUUUUUGCUUUAAGGAAAUUGAGGAAAAUAUACAUGACUCUGACUGUCAGUGUAGAGAUGAUCAGAGACAUUUCAAAGGAGUGCAUAUGACCCAUAAAGAAAAUCUCGCUUCCCCUAAAGAUCAGCAUGGUAGAAGGGGUACAGGAAACAAGCCUAUGAAAAAUCAACUUGGAUUAAACUUUCAGAUUCAUCUACCAGAACUGGAGCUACUUCAAGCACGAGGGAAAAUGUAUGAAUAUAAUCACAUUGAAAACUAUAUCAACAAUGGUUCCUUAGUUUCCUCAUUUCACAAAAUUCCUUCUAAAAUCAAACCCCGCAUUUCUCAUAAAUAUGAGUAUGAUUUUUCUAAUUCCUUAAUCACAGAAAAGCAGAAAGCACACAUUGAGACAGAACAUUACAAAUGUAAUAAGCGUGGAAAGGUCUUUAGUCAAGGCUUAUAUUUCACUAUACAGAAAAUAAUCCAUACAGAAGAGAAACGUUUUAAAUGUGAUAUGUGUGGCAAAGUAUUCAAUAAAAAGUCAAGUCUUGGAAGACAUCGGGUAAUUCAUACUGGAGAGAAACCUUAUCAAUGUAAUGAAUGUGGCAAAUUCUUUAGCCGAACUGCAGACCUUGCACGUCAUUUUAAAAUUCAUACUGGAGAGAAACCAUAUAAAUGUAAUGAAUGUGGCAAGGUGUUUGGUCGCAAUUCAGAGCUUGUACAACACUGGCGAAUUCAUACUGGAGAGAAGCCUUACAACUGUAAUGUGUGUGGUAAGUUCUUCAAUAAUAAGUCACACCUUGCCCAACAUCAGAAGAUCCAUGCUGGAGAAAAACCUUACAAAUGUAAUGUAUGUGGAAAAGGCUUUAAUGUUAUUUCAUACCUUUCACAACAUCGAAUAAUUCAUACUGGAGAUAAACCUUACAAAUGUAAUGAAUGUGGCAAGAACUUUCGUCAAUUUUCACACCUUGCUCGACAUCGGAGAAUUCAUACUGGAGAGAAACCUUACCAAUGUAAUGAAUGUAGUAAGGUAUUCAGUCAGAAGGCAUCCCUAGAAAAGCACUGGAGAAUUCACACUGGAGAGAAACCAUACAGAUGUAAUGAAUGUGGCAAGCUCUUCAGCCAAACUUCAGGCCUUGCACGUCAUUUGAGAAUUCACACCGGGGAAAAACCAUACAAAUGUAAUGAAUGUGGCAAGGUAUUUGGUCGCAAUUCACAUCUUGUGCAACAUCGAAGAAUUCAUACUGGAGAGAAACCUUACAAAUGUAAUGUGUGUGGCAAGGUCUUCAAUCAUCAGUCAAACCUUGUGCAACAUCGGAGAAUCCAUACUGGAGAAAAACCUUUCGAAUGUAAUGUGUGUGGCAAAGUCUUCAAUCAUAAGUCACACCUUGUACAACAUCGGACAAUCCAUAUUGGAUAG